UUCUCAUUCAUUAUCAUAAUCAAAAACUUACCUUCCGACUUCACAAAACACACUAUAAUCCCAAAUUCCAACAUCACAGUCCGACACGUGCGAAACAAUGGAGUAGUGUCAUCGCAGCCUCCAGGCUGUGACGACAUAUUUGCCCUUUGCACGAUUGCGGAAGCGCUUUACAGCUCUGACUACAAAACCGCCAUCGCGACAAAGCAAAUGACCAACCGCACUCAUAAGGAUGGCGGGAAAACAAAAUACGCAGAAAGGUCCUGCUCUAGUUCGCAAACAAACCAACAAUGGAAAUGCAAACCUUCCGGUCCGCGGACCUGUCCCUACCCUGGCUAUUCCCAAGGUCGCAGCUACAGGAACAACGACGCAUUAUGAGCAGAUCCAGGAGGAAGAGUUGAUCGCAUUGCGAGCUAUCUACACCGACGAUUUUGUGGAGCUCAAGGAUCCCCAUAGCGCUUGGAAGAAGUCUGAGCCCCGAUUCGACAUUCGAAUCAAGGCUUUCUCGGAUGAGGAUGUUGGCGUGACCUUGAGUGUCGUCAUGACGGCAACUUAUCCCAAGUCAACGCCUCUCUUGUCUUUCAAGGACAAUGAAAACCUGAGUGAAUCGACUCUUUUCAGGCUGCAAAAAUAUCUCGAGCGAGAACCCAAAAUCUUUGCCCGCAAGGAAGAGGUUAUGAUCAACAGCCUUGUCGAGGACAUCCGUGAGAUUCUUGAGGACGCAGCGCAGGCAAAAGCCCAAGGCAGAGAACUACCUUCUCUAGAGGAGGAACGUGCUGCCCACGAAGCUCAUUUAGCCCACCAGGCCAUGGAGGAGCGGAAGAAGGAGGAGCAGAAGCGACUGGAAGAGACGCAGGAGGAGGAACGCAUUAUGAGUGGCCAGUAUGAAGAGGAGAUCAACCGUCAGAGAGCCAAAAAGCUCGAGAUUCGACGCAAAAAUCGAAGUGGCCACCUAUCGCCUGACCGUUCUGUCGACCAUGACAAUGAAAAGAUUGUCUUUGAUCAGCCAUGCAAGCUGACGGACGAAUCGGGCAACGAGUUGCGGUUCAAUACCGUCAAGGGAAUGGCUCUGGUCAGCACUGGCCCUGUUUGCCAAGUGUUCACUGUGCGUCCUGUUCUAUCUGCUGGACAUCACCGGCCGAGCCUUGUUCUCAAACAGGAGAAGCUCAAGUCUGGAGGCAAAGAGGCGGGGCUUUUCAAGAAACAACUGCAGUCCUUGGAAUCCCAACUCGAGUCUGCCAAGAAAUAUCGACACAAAAACAUCCUCGAGGUCAUGGAAUUUCGCAUAGACAGUGAUGUUUGUAGCGAUGUGGGCUCACCAGAUAGGACUGUUAGUAUCCUGACAGCCUACGCCAAACAAGGCUCUCUCUAUGAUCACAUGGAUGUGAACGGGCAAGAUGGCCAGAUUGGCAUCAAUAGAGUUCGCAGCUGGACCAGAGAUCUCCUGGAUGCUCUGAACUUUCUUCACACCAACGGCAUUGUUCACAAGAGCAUCCACCCGCACAAUGUUCUCCUCUUCAGGGAUGAAACGGGUGCCAUAAUCCCCAAACUCGCAGACGCAGGUUUUCAAAAGGAGCUACACGACAUUUGCUCGAGCUCACGCGCCGUGACUGCUUUGCGUGACGCCAAGUCUGCGUAUUGGCUCCCCCCUGAGAUUGCCGGUACUGCUAAACCACAUUACACUCAGAAAACCGACAUUUGGGAUUUCGGUGUGAUGUUCCUUCAAAUGGUAUUUGACCUGGAGGCUCCUCAACGCUACCAAUCACCCAAUGACCUGAAGGCCUCUCUCGCCCUAUCGUCUGAAAUGCUGGAGCUUGUUUCCAGUUUCUUCCAUUCGGAACCUUCGCGGCGCAGACGAGCCUUCGACUUAGGUUCGCAUCAUUUUCUUGCUGCCACAAGCGCGCAGGUCCUGAUGGAUGAUGCCGAUUCAUCCGUUUUCACAGCCGAUUCCGUCUCUUCCAUGCCGCAGCAUCCUGUUCCCCGACUUCGUCAUGGCUCCAUGAGCCGCGCAACAGCUCCUCAGUCUCGGUGGGCUACGGAAUGGAUCGAGGAGGGUAGGCUGGGCAAGGGUGGAUUUGGCGAGGUUGUCAAGGCCCGCAACAUGGUUGAGAAUGUCGUCUAUGCCGUCAAGAAGAUCAGGCAGCGGGAAAACGAAAGCCUCACGCCAAUCAUCAGCGAGGUAUCCGUCUUUUGUCGAAUGGGUCACCCAUCGGUGGUCAAAUAUGUCAUGGCUUGGAUUGAAGACAUAUUCGAUGGAUAUGAACCCAGCGCUGGUUCCGUGACAGCAUCUGGAGUUACUGACUCUGAAAGCAUGAGUGGGCCAAACAUUGAGUUCACCACGAGCGGCGCUCUUGACUUUGUGUCUUCGAGCAGACCCCCUCAUAUUGAGUUCGGGUUCGACUCGGAUAACGACGAUGCGCAUACUGAACAUGGUAACGAGGACGGCUCCGACGACAGCGAUGAGUCUGAUGAGUCGGAAGCCGAGGAUUCGGAUGAGGAGAGCAGCGAGUUCGAGGCCAGUGGCAAGAUGGGCCGCAGAUCAAGUCGCAGGCCCAGCAUGAGACCUUUUAGUCGCAAGAUUAUGUAUCUUGUGAUGGAGUAUUGCGAAAAGAGCACACUUCGGGACUUGAUCAUGAAUAAUCUUUGUGACGACAGCGAGGAGAUUUGGAGGCUUUUUCGACAAAUUCUCGAAGGUUUACAGCACAUACAUGGCUUCAAUAUCAUCCACCGCGAUCUCAAACCCGAAAAUAUUUUCAUCAAGGUGGCCCCGGACGGGACCAAUGCUGUCAAAAUUGGCGACUUUGGGCUGGCGACCGCCGAGAUGCGAGCGAUCGCCGAUAAGAACGGUAACGGGUCUCCCAGUGGUAUUGAUUCGGGAGACAUGACCAGAAGUGUCGGCACGUCCACCUAUCUAGCUCCAGAAGUUCGCUCUGGGUCCAACGGUGUAUACACAACCAAGUGCGACAUGUAUGCGCUCGGCAUUAUCUUUUUCGAGAUGUGCUACCCACCCAUGCUGGGAAUGCAAAGAGCAAUGGUAUUUGACAAGCUUCGGCAGCCACCACCUACACUCCCAGACGACUUUCGUCCGGGCGAGAAGAAUCAGAAGCAGAUAGUCUCCUCACUGGUUGAUCACACUCCAUCCCAGCGACCCUCCGCCACGGAACUGCUCAAGAGCGGUCUACUGCCGGUAGGGAUGGAGAGCGAUGCGAUGCGCCAAGUCAUGGCUGGCUUGGAGGAUCCCAACAACCCGCAUUACACCGACUACAUAUCGGCUCUAUUCAAGCGCAGACUUGACAGGGCCAAAGACUAUGCUUGGGAUGCCGAAAGCGUCAACAAAUCUCCAGCAGAGCUGAUGCGCCUGCUCGUGACAGAAGAGACACUCACCGCGGUAUUCCGCCGUCACGGAGCAGUCAAGGUUUCGAUUAGUCCAUUUUAUCCUCCCUCGGCCCAUUACACGCAAAACACGGUCGAAGUGGUGGACAAGCAUGGUGCCCUGCUACAGUUGCCUUAUGAUUUGACGAUGGGAUCGGCCAGGGCGCUGGCUAAGAGCACAUCUCGUGACACUGUGGUGCAACGAUCCUACUCGUUCGGCAGAGUGUUCCGUGAUCGUCCUAGUGGGGGACAGCCACAGAUGUUUGGCGAGGUACACUUUGAUGUGGUGUCUGAGGAUGCGUCGGACUUGGCGCUCAAGGAGGCCGAGGCUAUAAAGGUACUGGAUGAGAUCAUCGCCGAGUUUCCAACGCUGUCUAGAAGCCAAAUGUGCUUUCACCUCGGCCAUUCCGAUCUCCUCCGAUGCAUAUUCGACUAUUGCGGCGUCGAGAAAGCCAGCCGACGGGCUGUGGCAGAUACUUUGAGCAAACUCAACAUAAGGGGUGUUACGUGGCAGAAGAUCAAAUCGGAGCUGCGCACAACGGCAUCGAUUUCAACGACAACUCUGGAUGAGCUGCAAAAGUUUGACUUUAGAGAAAACCCCGGCAAGGCAGCAAACCAGCUGCGUACUAUUUUUCAAAAGACUGACGUGUCACAGCAAGUUUCGCAGCCCUUGGCUCACCUGAAAGAAGUGUGGGAGUACUGCAAAAAGCUUGGAGUACGGACAAAGAUCUACGUUGCGCCGCUCUGGAGCUGGAACGAGGUCUUUUUCAGCGGCAACAUGAUGUUUGCAUGCCUGUUCGACAAGCGAAGCAGGGAAGUACUUGCUGCCGGUGGACGGUACGAUAGUUUGAUCAAGGAGCACCGGCCACGCAUCUCUGGGAGUCACUUUCAGGAGCGGCACGCGGUGGGGUUUGGCAUGAACUGGGAGCAACUCGCACACGUGUCUGCCAAGAGCAGCAAGAAGCGAGCGGGCGCGGCAGACGAGGAGACAAACUUGUUUGCAACCAAAAGGUGCGACGUGCUCAUCGCCAGUUUUGAUCCCUCAUUGCUACGAACUACUGGUCUCGAGCUUCUCCAGACUUUAUGGGCACACGGAAUCAGUGCGGAGCUGGCGCGUGAUGCACGUUCACCCGAAGAGGUCCUCCAAGCACAGCGCGAGGAUGGUCACAAUUGGGUCGUCAUUGUCAAACAGGACAUGCUCAAGAUCAAGACGCCAGGCAGGAGGGAGGCGCCGGAUGCGGACGUGCUGCCGGGUCAGUUGGUCCAAUGGCUUCGAGCAGAGAUGAGAGAGAGAGAGGGGAGGAUCGUCCAGGCCAGCAGGUUGCGGGCCACGGCUGGUGGGGAUGGUAAUGCUGCUGCCGUGGUUGGAUCCUAUGGCGGAUACAGCUACCACGGUCGUCAUAAUGACUACAUGGCUGGUCCUGGAAUAAUGAGUAGUGGAGGAGGGGUGAUCUCUCCCGGAACCGACUCUCUGACGGUGCAUCCACAUCGCGAGCAGGAAGUGCGGGUGAUUACUGCACGAACGAGGAGCAAGAAGUCGAACCGGCAGGCGCUGGUUGAGCAAGCGCAGGCGGCGGCGGCGCGGGUGGCGUCAACCAUGGUUCGAUUCGCCUCCGAUGCCAACUCGACGGGACCGGUGGUGGCAAUCGAAACGACCGACGCAGUCAUGAGCCUCAUCCAGUCUACGAGGCUGUCUGAUGCGGAGAGUUGGCGGCGUGCGGAACAGGCGGUGGGGAUGGAGGAGAGGCAGUACGUGAGGGAGCUUAGGGGGCUGCUGCAAGACAUGAGAGCCGAUCAAGGCGGUGUAGGUAGGGGUAUUUCAGGGUUGGCGUGGUCGAUGCCGGCGUUUGUGUACAACUUUCGGACGGGCUACUGUAUUUAUUACGACCUUGGGGCGUAGAAUCUGUAGGGGAAAUAGUGGGAGGCGGGCUACUGCAUUCUCCAACAAGUACGAAAUAGGAUUACUUACUUUGAACAAGUCCGUCUCGGGACUUCAGGAUCUGUGUUGCCAAC
Messenger RNA from Pyricularia oryzae 70-15, 5382 nucleotides. RefSeq names its product PEK/GCN2 protein kinase. Lineage: Eukaryota; Fungi; Ascomycota; Sordariomycetes; Magnaporthales; Pyriculariaceae. The coding region runs from base 230 to 5269 and encodes 1679 amino acids. The record is from RefSeq and is a predicted model, not a curated record. Gene Ontology annotation, biological process: regulation of translational initiation by eIF2 alpha phosphorylation; DNA damage checkpoint signaling. The transcript has a single exon. Gene Ontology annotation, molecular function: eukaryotic translation initiation factor 2alpha kinase activity; ATP binding; protein binding.